AGUCAGAUUGGAAUUGUUUUUUCGUUUAUUGAACUACAAAUGUUUGUCUUGCUAACCGUACAGAAGAAAACAUCAGAAACGAAAAUAAACAAAAAAAUUUCAUUUUGCUUUUAACAUCGCGCAUCUCCCAAGUUAAAAAGCAAACCUAGCUUGCUCGGAGGAUCAGCGUGGCACGUUAACAAUUUCGUGUUGCAUAUACACGAAGACAUUUAUAGACGCACGAAUAUUGUAUAUAUUGUAGAGUUGUACACAUGUCUAUAUAUUAGGCUAAUUUUUUGUUGCUUAGAAUAAGAAAUCUAAGCUUAUUUUAAAAUCAUAUUUUUACUUCUCUUUUAACGCAGUAAAAUGUCGGUAAGCAACUUAUAUUAGCUGACGCAGAAGAUACUAAUAUAGAUCUUGUUUCCCAACUUUAAACUCUAAACUGUUUUGUUCUACUAGAAAUGACUUAAACCCCUUCCUCAGGUUUUCGUACCACAAUAAAACUUGUUUUAAUGAAGCCAGUUUUAACAAAGCAACUUGCGGAAGGAAUAGUGGAAACAUUCGCCACGUUUGGAGAAGCUUCCACCCACUGACUUGAGGACGUUAAAUCUUUUUUCAACAAUAUCCCCUAAAAUGUCAUGUUUUGUGUAAAUUUUAUUUGUAUUGCGGGAAUUACGAAGAUUGUAUGUUUCAAUAUUCUUGUUUAAAAAUGGAAAAAUUUACAAAAAUUUACACCUUUUAAUGCACAUAAUGUAAAUUACACCUAAUUAACCCUUUGAGAAGGUAUGAUGUAUCCCAAGAGAAAAAAUACCAUGUUUAUUUUCAAAGUUUCAAAGCAAUAUUUAUUUAGCAUUGUGUUAGCACGUUAUAUGCACAUACACCGUCACAUACAUAUUAUUCUAGACGCCAUUGUGCAAGCGACGCUACAGAACAGUUUUUUGACGUCAUUAAAUGGUGAUCCAAGUAAUCUACAAAAACAGUACGCACAGAGUUGGACACAAUACCGCAAUGCUGACAAUAACCAACUUGAAUACGCGAAAGGAUUUGACAACAGGGAAAAUUUUGAACAAGUUCUAACAGGGUACAGUAAAGAAAUUGCUGGACCCUCUCUCGCAACAAUGCUUUUACCAGCACACGAUACUCGCCAUGCGACAAAAACCAGUACACCACAAUUCUCGCAACAGAACACUCACUAUGGACUAAACACCCCUCCCGCAGUUGCCCCUGAGAGUACUGAACAAGCUCUACAAAAAGACGCAUACCAAACAACAGAAACGGUUAUUCCCAUACCACCUGAAGCACUCCAAGGGAAACAAGAUGGUGAAGAAAGUAACUGGAAAACUAUAAACUACACAACCUUUAUCACGCCACCUGCUUAUCAAGCAGUCCAACAACAAGAUCCAGUACCAUCUUAUCAAUACAUUGCACAACAGAACACUCAAGCGGCUCCAGUGGUGCAACCGAGUACUUAUCCUGUUCCAGUAGCGAAACAGAAUACACCACAAACAGUGGAGGUGUCCACUCCACCGCCUGUUGUUAAUAGCUACAUUUCCGAAGUACCUUCACAAAGUCGUCCACAAGUAUAUGUGUCAACAAAAGGUCAGACAGACAUAGCACAGACAGAGCGCUACCCUAACUCUUAUCCGGAACCAAAAAACUUUGGUUACAACUUUCUUAUGGCGAAGAAAAAAGCGGAAUUACUGAAGCAGCAAAACUUGAAAACUACGAAGGCUCCGUAUGUACGAUAUCCGAAACAUGAUGCACUGACGUACAAAAAUGGUACAAAAAUUAACCUUCCAGGUAUCAACUGGCCAAAACAACCGAUGAAAAUAAAAUUCAGUUACGAACCGAAAGAACAAGGAAAAUACCUCAUGAAGGUAAGCGGACCGUAUGGUCGGAAUGGUCAUCCCAUAACAGUUGAACCACCACAACAAUCUAGUCAAAAGGAUAAACUUAAUAACGCUUAUGAAGAUUUGUCACCUGCUGAUAGAAUCAAACUACUAAAACAAAAUUAUCGAGAGCUUAAAAUGGAAGAAGAAAGGAAGGCGUAUCAAGCGAAAAUGCAAUCCCUUCAACAUCCUCAGGUGAAACACGAUGUCAAGCAAGCACCGUUGCGUUUCGCUAUGCCGAAGAUGGACGACAAAUCCAUAAUGUUGACGACUCUACCCGGCACUAAUUCGGAAGCGAAUUCAAAAUUGAAAACUUUGUCUAUAAGACUUCCAAUAAAUGUUUCACUAGCAACCGUGCUUAAAAAUAUUUACGAACACAUGUAUGAGUAUUAUUUCCACAAGCGACCGUUACUCGAUUCCAGGAAGGAAGAUAUGGCUGCUAAAAGAGUCAUAGCGGGUCUAAUAUCAAGAGACAUGGAGAAUAUCUCAAGAAUUGUAAAGACAGACAAGUCCUCUGCUGAUGACACUGACAAAACAUGGGCGUUGCAGAAAGCGCCCAGUCAAGCAGAUGCCUUAUAUAAUCUUCGCACAACGCAGCAAAAUUAUAACAGUGUCACACAUGCGGAAAAUGAAGCGUAUAGUGUAAACGAAGGCUUGGUACCUCAACAUCCAACGUAUAGUCCAGCGUCGUUUAUACAGCCGAACACCAUUAUAACACCAGCCAAAGUAGCGCCUGAUCAAGUUUUUAGUUUCAUGAACAUGAAUCCACGUCGAUUAAAGUCAUGGUAUUACAAGAAAUUAUACAGAGAUCGAAUGAAUGCGUUAAAUGAGGAAAACGAAAAUUAUGCGUUCCGAAGAACACAACCUAUUGGUAAUCCAGGUUGGACAAGAAAUCGAAAAUUUAAUCAAUUAAAAAACGGAUAUUUUACAACCGUCACGCCGAAUAGAUUUCUAUCAAACAAGCAAAGAUAUUGGGCUGGUUUUCCGACAAGUACCAACAUGGGGCGUUGGAAUCAUCUUCAACAAGAUGCAACGCAAGCAGCAUUUAGAGGAACUAUAAACCUUCCACCCGAAUCAGCUAAGACGAACCAACAAGUUUUGCCAACAGUCACCACAACAUACGACCAAAAACCAUUGCCUCAAGUGACACCUGAAAUAGAAAGUUUGGAAAGACAGAUAUACGAUAAAAUUCUGCAAAAGCAUAGGGUUUCUUCUAACAAGAAUACAGCACAAGGAGUUCAGCCUUUAAGUCAGGUGUUAAUCCCACAGCCACAGUUUCAGUUGCCACCACCACCGCCACCUCCGCCAGUAACUUCACAAGUGCCACCACAAGUACCGCAAAAGCAUCAAAUGCCGCAAUACUACACAAGUUCAAAUAUUCCUUCCAUUUUGAGUAAGAAACUACAAGAACCUCAAACAUCCUCACAUGUUCCCGUCGCAUCAACAAACAAAAUCGGAACAAUACAUAGCACUUUCCGAACUAUUCCGAACAAAAUCGGGUCAACACAGAACGGUGUUGAGACAACACAGUUGGCGUCGUUCGCUCAGCAAAAAGACUUAUUCGAUCGACUCACUUCCCGAAAUUUUGAGCAAGCAAGCAAACAGUAUAUUAAUAAAAACAUCGAAGUUGUGGAAGAUACAACAUAUAAACAAGCCCCAUCACAAACAGAUAGCGCCUCGGCUCGAAGCAAAUUACAACACGCGAAUAACACACAAAAGAGAAAUUAUGGCGUGUCGGGCCCACUUGAAUCGUACUUACAAACGUUGGAGUUUUUAAAGAAAGAAAACCGUUUACACGAAGCUAAGGAACUAGCCUCAAGUAUACUUCAAACUCCACUCUCUGUAAUUGCAGAAGAACAUAAGAAACGAAAAUCUGCUGCAGCUUCUACAAGAGGUAUUAAGGGACCUUCUUUGUUUAAAAUAGUCGAAAGUGUAGUCGCUACUAGAAACCAAAGCUUAAGUACACCAAACAAUGACAUCGGACACGCUAUCAGCCAAAACACAGAUAUUCAUAAUAGUAGCCAGAGAGUUCUCUCUGAUACAGCAAUAGUUGGUGCAAAAGCUAUGGAAGCACCUCCUUCGAAUCUGUUUUUAAUCGAUACAACCGGAGUUGCUAAUAACAAGCCCAUGGUGAUUGAAAGCGUGCAAGAAUACAUGCAAAAAGAGGCGAAGAAAAAGAAAAAGACAACUCCAGCGGCAAACGCAAUACCUACUGCAUUUUCUGGCAUAAAAAGAAAGAUUGGCUCGUCUGUGGUGAACUCAUCAAUGGAAAAGCAUUUGCCUUUAAACGCGAACAAAACGGCGUUUGAUACGAGCAGCAUUAAAACGGUUUACAUCGCUCCGCUUAGGCAUCGUACACCCUCUGGUAAAAUCUAUGAACCAGAUCAAAUUCAAACAACCGACUCAUUGAUUAGCUCAAAAAGUCAAAAAGUUGGCCAGACACCCACUUUGACCAUUGACUCGAAAGCAACUGGUUCAUUAACGCCACAGGUUGGUGCGUUACUGGGAAAACACUCCAGUCCAGUUUAUUCCCCAAUGAUGAGCAAAAACAUGAAAGUCAGUCUCUUUAAUGAAUUAAACGGCGUGCCAAACCACCCUAUUGUUUCUACAAGUAACGUUAAAGAUCUUCCACGUAGUGCUUUUGCUAAAGGCAGUAUCUACACCUACAACGAAGAGAUGGAAGAAGCCAGCAAACUUGUAAACAAGUAUCCAGCUAUACAACCGGCAGUUGACGAUACAGAGUGGGAUAAAAAGCACACCAUUGGUUAUGAUACAGAAAUUAUCUCGAAGAAGAAUUUCAUCCCUGAACGAAAGUACUUCAAUAAUGAUCACGUUCUGUUGAUGCGUCAUCAUCAUCUGCGGAGAAGAAUGAAGCUAAUGAAACGUGACGAAGAAAAGCAAGAGCAAACAGCGAGAACGAAAAGGAACGCGAAAGGUAAAGAGCACUUAAAAGGAAAGGUUAAAGCGCUGUUGAAAAAUUAUGAGAAAUCGCAUAGCGUCUCACAAGUGAAGCUAUUUUUGACUGCGCUGCAAAAGAAGUUUAAUAUUACUGGUAAAAACGAAGAGAAGUCUGUUAUAUCUGCACCAACGAAUCAAAGAAAUCAAACUGUUCAAAAAGAUGCAUUGUAUACCAAAGAUCUACCAAUGAAAUCACUGGUUGCUCUACAUAAAAACAAAACUAUUUUUCAUACUGAACACGCAAAAACUGAAAAACAUCAGAAAAGCAGCAAGAAAAAAGAGAAGACGAAAAGAAAACUGCCCCAUCGCAAGAAAACACGCACGAAGAAAGAAAAAAUAAGCGAAACAGAAGCCUCUAAAAAAAGCGAUAUCGAAUUCGAUCAUUUUGAAUUCCAAGUUGUAAAACCAAUCCAAGGCAUAUUUAAUGACGAUGAUAUGGCCAACCACAAUGAAAAAUCAGGUGACGUAAACUUGGGACAGGAAGAAACCUUCACGAAGACGAUGGAAAAAUAUAAGAAGUCUAAAAUUCCUUCGCCUCCUAGAGGGUAAUUUAAGAAAAAUUCCAAGACUAUAACAGGGAUAUUUGGAAGGUCGUACCACAAAGCCAAAUUGUUAAAAAAAAUGUUUGAGGUGUAUAACACAAUGCAAGUAUGAAAUGCAAGUAAAGAAAUGACCAAUCCAUUGUCAGCAUAUGUAUGUACGCAUAAUCUAAUGCAUCAUGGAGGAGACAUCGACCUACCUAAAAAACGUAUUCAAAAUACAAGUCGCCGUUCUGUAAGAUAUAUCUGUUUCCAUGGUUUUAAUGCUACCGUAAGUUUGAAAUUGGCAUGUAAUAAACCAACCCAGACCUGUUUUUUCUCUUGUUAUGAAUAGAUAGAAACAUUUGAACGAAAUUAAUUUUUUUGUGUUUUGUUGAAUCGAAAUAGUUUUAUUUAUUUUUUAUGUUAAAUAUAUUUGUUUAAUUUCAGCAGUCGUGUAUAAUUUAUUUGCUAACAUUAAUUUAUAAAUUUGUUAUUCUAUUAAUUUUCUAGUUUUUUUUUCUUCUUUUAUUUUUAGUUGAAUUAAUAAUACUUUUUAAUAUAUAUUUUUUAAAUUAUAUAUCACAAAAAUAGUUUUUUGAGGCAACCUUAUUUCCAUUGAGUCGUUUGCUCGUUCCGUCUCAUGAUAAUUCAAGUCUGCAGUUCUUGUCUUCAUGGAAGAUUGUUUUUGUAAAAUAUGAUAACAGAAUUAUUUUGUGUGAACAUGAUGAGAAACAGAUUGUGUUGUUUUUAUUAGCCUCACUGGGAGUUGAACAAUAUAUACCUUUGAAUAGGAAAAUCUUUUUUAAAAGAAGCAUGAAAUUUGGCUUCGGGCUAGGGUAUUUUUUCAAUAGAACCAGCCUAAAUUGUUCUAAUUU
Molecule: messenger RNA, 6222 nt
Organism: Hydractinia symbiolongicarpus
Lineage: Eukaryota; Metazoa; Cnidaria; Hydrozoa; Anthoathecata; Hydractiniidae
Exons: 2
Coding region: 765-5375 (1536 amino acids)
Source: RefSeq, a predicted model, not a curated record